Molecule: messenger RNA, 1956 nt
Organism: Cutaneotrichosporon oleaginosum
Lineage: Eukaryota; Fungi; Basidiomycota; Tremellomycetes; Trichosporonales; Trichosporonaceae
Biological process (GO): transmembrane transport
Cellular component (GO): membrane
Molecular function (GO): transmembrane transporter activity
Source: RefSeq, a predicted model, not a curated record
UGAGCCCCGUGGUCCAGUCACCGUCGCCAUCCCGCAAAGCUACACGGGCCGAAAGCAAAUCAACAGAAGCCGAUCAACGACAGGAAUAGGAAACAAUAUGUUUGGAUUCGGAAAGAAGAGCGAGAAAGCCGAGACAGAGACUUCGUCUCCGGACGGUACCACUGUCGGUCUCCCGAGCUCGCCUCCCGACACUGUGGAGGGCAACGUGCCCGCCAAGAGACAGAACGGCGCCUUCAUUGACACCGAGUCGGUCGUCUCGGACGUCACGCUGGUUGCCCAGCAGGAGGGCCUGAAGCCGACCUUUGUCGCUAAGUGCAACGUGAUCAACCGCGCGCUCGCCGAGAUUGGCAUGGGCAAGUACCAGUGGGAGCUGUUCUUCGCCGGCGGCUUUGGCUGGUUUGCCGACAACAUUUGGCUCCAGGGUGUCGCCAUCGUGCAGCCUCAGGUCUCAUACGAGUGGAACCGCCCCGCCGGCGAGAAGCCCGAUAUCAAGUUCACCACCUUGGCCCUCUAUGCUGGUCUGAUCGCUGGCGCUUCUUUCUGGGGCUGCUCGGCUGACAUUAUCGGUCGCCGCACUGCCUGGAAUGCCACUCUUCUCGUCGGCGCUGUCUUUGGUCUUGCUGCCGGCGGUGCCAACAACUUUGUUACGUUCUGUGCGCUCCUCGCGUGCAUUGGGUUCGGUGUAGGCGGCAACCUGCCCGUCGAUGGAACCAUGUACCUCGAGUUCUUGCCGGGCUCUCACCAGUGGCUUUUGACGUUGCUAUCCGUCUGGUGGGCCAUCGGUCAAGUCGUCGCUUCGCUCAUCGCCUGGGGCUUCCUCGCCAGGUGGAACUGCGACCGGGCUGUCACGGACCCAGACUACGUCUGCAGUGCGAGCGAGAACAUGGGUUGGCGCUACACCUACUACACGCUUGGCGCUCUCAUGUUCGUUCUUUGGGUCGGCCGGUUCUUCGUCCUGCCCGUCUACGAGUCGCCCAAGUUCCUCAUCUCUCACGGCCGCGACCAGGCCGCUGUGGACGUCAUCAACGCUGUCGCCAAACGUAACGGGCACCCGCUUCGUCUUCACAUCGACGACCUGCACCGCGCCGUUGAGCCGUUCUUGACCGAGGAGGAAAAGAUGAACGCUCAAUACGAGACCAAGCUCACCACCAUGGAGCUCAUCAAGUCUGGCAUGGCCGAGUUCAACAUCAGCCACAUCAAGACUCUCUUCGCCACCAAACGGCUCGCGUGGUCGACUACGCUUAUCGUCUUCUGCUACGGUGCAGUCGGUAUCGCGUACCCGCUCUUCUUCUCAUUCCUGGGAACCUACCUCAGCGUCAAGCUCGGUGAAAAAGGUAGCGGCGGAUCGGACAUCGACUCGAUCUACUCAGCCUACACAUACCAGGCCGUAUGCGGGGUUCCCGGGUCGUUUGCCGCCGCGUACUUGGUCACAUGGUCACGUGGAGGGCGCAAGUUCGCCAUGGCUUUUUUCACAGCCAUGACUGGCGUAUUUUUGUUCUGCCUCACCGCCUCCAAGAACAACGCGACCGUCAAUGGUCUGACGUGCAUGGCUUCGUUCUUCGCCAACGCAUUCUACGGAGUAAUGUACGGCUACGCGCCGGAGCUGUUCCCCACGCCGUCUCGCGGCACCGGUGACGCGCUGUGCGCGGCUUUCAACCGUAUUACGGGUAUUUUUGCACCUGUAAUCGCCAUCACUGCGCAGUCGCUCAAGCAGAACCCGGAUGGCCCUGUUAUGGCCUCCGGUGGCAUCUUCAUCGCCACUGGCAUCAUCAUGAUGUUCUUGCCGGUGGAGACCAACGGCCGCACGGCGUUGUAAGCAGUGUAUUUGACACAGCGUGCCAGUGGCGGUGGAGGCAGCCGGCUGGCUCCGCGCUCCUUCCCUCCCUCUGCACGUCCCAUCACUGUAUCCUCAGUAACUCAUGUGGUUACUCUCAUCUUUUUGUGUUAUAGUCUAGU